UUUCAGGUUAGAAGACAACAAAUACGUAAGAGGAGAUGGCUGUGAAGAAGCAGAAAAAGUCGACGGAAAACAUCAAUGCGCGACUUGCCAUGGUGAUGAAAAGUGGAAAGUAUUGCUUAGGAUAUAAACAAACGUUGAAAACACUACGGGCCGGUAAGGCCAAAUUGGUUAUUAUCGCCAAUAAUACGCCACCUCUCAGGAAAAGUGAAAUUGAAUAUUAUGCGAUGUUGGCGAAGACAGGCGUUCAUCAUUACAACGGUAACAAUAUCGAAUUAGGUACGGCAUGUGGAAAAUUGUUUCGUGUUUGCACAUUAUCAAUUACAGAUGCUGGAGAUUCAGAUAUUAUUCGAAGUAUGCCGUCUGAAAGUGCUUAAAUUUAACUUUGUUCCUUCACUGGUAUAUUGAAAGAGUCGUAAAUAAACCUUACUUUGUUGCUUGGUGUUUCAAAUAAAGUUCAAAUAGUUUAAUACUUCCCACAUCGGAAUGUGUAGGUCUUUUUAACUUUCAAAAAUAGUGUUAAAGGAAGAAGAAGUGAUUUCAAGCAGAAGUUUGUCUUUUUCUAAUAGUUUUCGUGUUGUUAUAUCUGUAGUAGUCUCAAGAGGUCAUUUUAUUUAUUACUAGUCUUGGAUUGGAAUUGGAAUGAGUG
Messenger RNA from Loa loa (African eye worm), 646 nucleotides. RefSeq names its product 60S ribosomal protein L30. The transcript is spliced from 3 exons. Gene Ontology annotation, cellular component: cytosolic large ribosomal subunit. Gene Ontology annotation, molecular function: RNA binding; structural constituent of ribosome. The coding region runs from base 36 to 374 and encodes 112 amino acids. The record is from RefSeq and is a predicted model, not a curated record. Lineage: Eukaryota; Metazoa; Nematoda; Chromadorea; Rhabditida; Onchocercidae.